AUUAUGCCGGAUCACGAAGACCAAAGCAUUUCUCAGCUGCUGGUUAGAAAUCUUCUGACUAUUCUUGUAGUCCACAGAAUGACUUCCUUCUGGGCUACAUCGAUAAGACUUUCGUCAAGUCCAAGCCGCUUGGUGUGUUGGAUCAGAUGCAUCUCAACAAGACCAUUGGUCGUGAUGACCAAUGGAAGGAUCAGAGUGGAGGCUUUCUCAGCGUUGUCAUCCGCUGGAACCGUGAUGUCAAUUAUUAUCGCUGUUUUUUCUUUUUUGUCAAAGAUAACUAUGUCUGGUCGGUUGUGUGAAAUUGGCCUAUCAGUAAUCAGUGGAUGAUCCCAGUAUAGCUUCAGGUUUGCAUUCUCUAGUAGUGUUUGUGGUGAGUAUUCAUAAACUUUUUUAUGUUGUUUCAAUAACCCAUGUUUUAUAGCAAGUGCCUGGUGGUAAACUUUUGCCAUGGCAUUGUGGCGAUCCGUGUAUUCUCUGGGAGCGAGGGUCGAACAGGAUGAA
This is a messenger RNA of Coccinella septempunctata (seven-spotted ladybird), 501 nucleotides long. RefSeq lists its product as uncharacterized. The record is from RefSeq and is a predicted model, not a curated record. NCBI's taxonomy places the organism in Eukaryota, Metazoa, Arthropoda, Insecta, Coleoptera, Coccinellidae. Bases 4 to 327 code for a protein of 107 amino acids. The transcript has 2 exons.